AUGCCUGGAGCGCCACGCUUCACCCAGAAGCCGUCCAUACAGCAGACACCUACGGGUGAUUUGCUGAUGGAAUGUCUUCUGGAGGCUGACCCUCCACCAACAAUCGCAUGGCAGCACGGUGGUAACGUGAUUUCACCGUCCGCACGUGUUGUGCAGCUUCUAACUCCACUAGAAGGAAUACUCUAUAAGGCAAAUCUUAUCAUAAAGGAACCAAAUGCUGGAGAUGGUGGCGCAUAUAAAUGCACAGCCAAAAAUCAGCUGGGCGAAUCUAAUGCCAAUAUUAAUCUCAACUUCGCAGGAGGAGGAGGUGACGAGCCCAAAUCAAAAGGACCAUCCUUUAUCGGAAAACCACGUAUAAUCCCGAAAGACGGUGGAGCCUUGAUAGUGAUGGAAUGCAAAGUCAAGAGUCCCACUCCACCGACAGCAAAGUGGAUGAAAGAUGGUGUACCUCUACAAAUGGGCGGGCUUUAUCACGCUAUAUUCGCAGAUCUAGGAGAUCAAACGUAUUUGUGUCAAUUGGAGAUCAGGGGUCCAUCACUUUCUGAUGCUGGCCAAUAUCGUUGUAAUCUUCGUAAUGAACAAGGUGAGACAAAUGCUAACCUCGCAUUGAACUUCGAGGAACCCGACCCAAAUGAGCGUCAGGAGAAAAAGAGUCGACGCUCACCAUCCGAGAAACGUAAGGACGCAUCCUCACCACGUCCACCAUCUCGAAGUGAAAAAUCUUCACGUCCAGGAAGUCCGAAAAAAUCGAUGAAAUCAAGAGAAGGCACUCCAAAGAGGGGCUUAAAGGAUAAAGAAGGAUCACCUGCAAAGAAGUCGAUGAGGUCCCGAACAUCGACUCCGGUACAGGAAUCCGCAAACACAUUAGCCCCAGAGGAUGCUGUCUCUCCAGGAGAUUCAAGACGCUCCAGCAAAAAUAUGAGUAAAAUGGAAGUAGAUUCAGCUGUAAAGAGAAAACCGGAAGGACUUCCUGUCCCGCCGUCACAAACUGAAGAAAAGAAGAUGCGCACGUCUUCACCAGUUCCUUCCGAAUCCUCGAAGCAGCAGCAGGAUCUAUCCAGAACCGAGUCGCCAGCACCUCCUGAGCCGGUUAAAUCGCCGCUUAUUUCUGAGCCCAGCAAGUCACGUGCUUCUCCAGAAUCAGUCAAAUCGCCGUCCAAAUCCCCCGUCCCUCCCGAACAAGCGAAAUCGCCGGCAAAAUCACCAGCGCCUUACGAGAGCGUGAAAUCACCACCACGUCAACGUACGCCUGAACCUCCAAAACAGCAAGAUUCAGCGAAAAGAGAGAAAUUCAAGCGACCACCGAUCGUUAUGGAAGCCAGUAAAUCCAAGACUGGUAAGAAAGGUGACACAGUGGUGUUGGAAGUUGAAUGGCAAUGCCAUACCUCUACUGUUAUCACAUGGUACAAGGAUGGAGAGAAGAUAACAAUGAAUAAUGACUACCGUGCCACAUUUGAUGGAGUCAACGCUCGUCUAACAGUGAGUGAUUUGACCGAAGAGAAGACUGGACUCUAUAAAUGUCAAGCCGUUUGCGAGUACGGUGAAAGUCAGAGUAGCGCCAUAGUAAAAAUGGAAGCCUCAGAAGAAGAAGAAACCCCACGAAAACGUAGUAUUCCCGAACCGCCAAUGGAAAAACAGCCACCGGAGAAGAAACAAUCGUUAGCAGUUCCGAAAGAAUCCGAUGAGGAGACCAGUAUUUCUCAAUCGUUAGCUCCUGAGACGAAAAAGAGGAGUAAAAGUAAAAGUCCUGCACGCAGAGCGAAAAGUCCAAAGCCAGAGAAAACACUCGAUGAACUUCCAAAACAGAAAGUUCUUCGACCAGAUCCAGAUGAGGAAUCACAAGCUGAUGAUAUUCCGUCAUCAGGACUGGUAAUCCCUGAGGAACGACGUCGGGAACUACUUGGCGACGAAAGCGAGGACGAGAUCACCGAAUCGAUCUCGGAACUGCCCUCGUUCUCCGGAGCGAAAACCCGCAAGCGUCCAUCCGAGCGAAUGAGUUCGCAAAAGGUCUUGAUCGGUUCGGCGAAACAGGCCCGUCCCAGCCCAAUUCGCCGUCAGAUCAAGGAUGAUAUGAGUCAGGAUAGUCUUAUGACAAGCUCUCGAUCACUCGACAAAAGUGAUUCAAUGUCGAGCAUCCCUUCUAUAGAUAUGGAUAAAGAGCCCCAAGGGCAAACAGAAGUGAAAAAAGUCUCUAAGACAAAGAAAACUUCCACUAAAGUCAAUAAAGUGAACGGAAAAACCGCUACCGCUACGGUCGAAACAUCUUCCAAAGACAGUGCUACAGUUGUGAAGAAAAAAUUAAAAUCGACCGUAGAUAGCAGAGCCGACACAUCAGACGAUGCAAGUUCUUUACGGUCAAGAUUGAAGCCAGUGAAAAAGAAGGAAGAAUCGGUGGAUGAUUCCAUAAAGUCAUCAAAAUCAGAGGCGGAAGGAAAGGAUAAAACAGACACAUCGAUGCCGACGAUGAUGAAGAAGUUGCGACCAGCUCCAGGCAAGCAGGGCAUGUCCAGCAACGCUAGCAAGACGACCAGGGAACCGAAUGGUGGCGCUGAGGAUGAUGAUAAGCCAAAACGAGUCGGGAUUGCAGCUCGACCCGGCGAGAUUGACACUUCUGGCAGAAUCGAUCCAAAGGAACUGUUGAGAGGUCGUCAAGUCGGCAGAAAAUCACCGGCACCACCUGCACAGCAGGCUGAAGCGAAAGCGAGCUUCUUGCAACAAGUUCAGCUGAAAAAAGUUGAAAAAGUUGCGAAACAAGGGAAAGAAAGUGGUCUAGAAGGAGUGAAGCUAAAACCCGUCACCAACGACGAUGAUCUUAGCGAAGCUUCCGGAAGCGAGAUGGAAUCACGUUCAAGACGUGGAUCUAUGCUGGAUCCAUUCUUACGCAGAGGCAGCGAUAUUCGACGGGAUUCACUCCGACGAAGCAGUAUCGACAUGAGAAGAGAAUCAGUUCAAGAAAUUAUGGAAAGAGUCUGCACUCCGUUGGUCGCGAAAGGUCAAAAAGGAAAGCCUCCUAAGAUCGUCGAAGUGCCCGAGAACGUUACUGUCGUCGAAAAUGAGACUGCCGUUCUACAAUGUAAAAUCGAAGGUGAUCCCGUCCCAACAGUACGUUGGGCGAAAGGAAAUCGUGAAAUUUUAAACGGUGGACGAUUCCGUCAUAUGACCGAUGGAGAGACGAAUACCGUAUCGUUAGCGUUGCUUAAAUGUCGAUCACAGGAUGAUGGGCCUUACACCUUAACAAUAGAAAAUAAGCAUGGAUCGGAUACAAUCGACAUCAAAUUAUUAGUCACAUCAGAUAAUGGUUUGGACUUCCGAGCGAUGCUCAAGCACAGCGCUCAACAGCGCAAAUCUAAACUCAAGAACAGGGAAUACGAGCCAUCGGGUCAAAAAGAGGAAGAAUCACAGAAACCGAUGACUGAGGCGGAACGACGGCAGUCUUUGUUCCCGGGAAAGAAGGUCGAGAAAUGGGAGCAUCCGCUGGAAGACAAAACCGUACAGCAACAGGUAGACAAAUUCGCGGAAUGGAAAUGCACAUAUUCCCGUCCGAAUGCAAAAAUCAGAUGGUACAAAGAUCGAAAAGAAAUCUUCUCUGGAGGCUUAAAAUACAAAAUUGUAAUUGAGAAGUCACUUUGCACGCUGAUCAUCAACAACCCAGAGGUUGAUGAUUCCGGCAAAUAUACAUGUGAGGCGAAUGGUCUGCCGACCAGUGCUGUUCUCACAGUUCUAGAACCACCGAUGAAAUACUCGUUCCUGAAUCCUCUACCGAAUACUCAAGAGAUCUAUCGAACGAAACAGGCGGUGCUCACAUGUAAAGUGAACUCGCCACGUGCACCACUCGUCUGGUAUCGAGGCAACAAUCCUAUCGAUGUAAAUGACAAACGUUACACCAUAGAAAAAGACGCGGUCGGCCGAUGUACUUUAACGAUCAAAGAAGUCGAACAGGCCGAUCAAGCUGAAUGGACAGCACGAAUUACGAACGAUGUGUUUAGCAAAGUUCAAGUUUAUGUAGAAGAACCGCGACAUACCUUCGUCGUUCCAAUGAAGUCCCAAAAAGUCAACGAGAAUGAUGUCGCCACAUUGGAAACAGAUGUGAACGACAGAGAUGCUGACGUUGAAUGGUGGCAUGACGGAGUGAAAAUUAAUGUCGAUGGAAAGAAAUAUAAGGAAGAACGUGUAAGUCGCAAACGUCGACUAAUCAUCACAUGUGCAAAAAUUGAGGAUCAUGGUGAAUACAAAUGCACGACAAAAGACGACAAAACCAUGGCACAACUUAUUGUUGACGCUUUGAACAAAUUCAUUAUCAAAUUGAAAGACCUCGAAGUAGUCGAAAAAGAGGACGUCGUUAUGACAUGUCAAACAAAAGACACAAAAACACCCGGAAUAUGGAAUCGAAAUGGAAUUAAAAUCACUAGCAUGCCUGGUGGAAAAUUCGAGACUCAAUCCCGAAACGGUACGCAUACGCUGAAGAUCAGUAAAAUUGAGAUGAACGAGGGUGAGAAUUACGAGAUCGACGUGGCAGGCCUGAUUGGCAGCUGCGUUGUGACCGUACUUGAGGCCGAAAAACGUCCAGUUCUCAACUGGAAACCGAAGAAAAUUGAGGCCAAGGCAGGAGAACCAUGUGUUGUAAAAGUCCCAUUCCAAAUCAAAGGCACAAGACGAGGUGACCCGAAACCAGUAAUUCUACGAAAUGGGAAACCUAUCGACGAAAGUAUGAAAGAUCUUGUCGAAGUUGUGAUCAAUGGUGACGUUGUUGAGAUCAAAUUCAAAAAUCCACAGCUUGCCGAUACCGGUAAAUGGGCGCUGGAACUCGGAAACUCGGCCGGAACAGCUCUUGCUCCAUUUGAACUAUUCGUUAAAGACAAACCGAAGCCACCGAAAGGCCCGUUGGAAGUGAAAAAUGUUACUGCUGAAGGCUUGGAGCUGAAAUGGGGACAACCGGAUUCCGAUGAAGGUCAACCGGUAAAGGCGUACAUUGUUGAAGUGCAAGAAGGACGAAGUGGAAAUUGGAAGAAAAUUGCAGAGACGAAAGGAACUGACUUCAAAGUGAAAGACUUGAAGGAGAACGGAGAGUACAAAUUCCGAGUGAAAGCUGUUAACGAUGUUGGAGUCUCCGAUCCACUUACGGGAGAUACAGUGAUCGCUAAAAAUCCGUACAAAGCGCCAGGGAAACCAAGGAACAUGGAUGUGGCCGAUAUGAGUAAGGAUCAGCUGACUCUUCAGUGGGAUCCGCCAGAGGAUGACGGACAAUCGCCAAUCAUCGAAUACGUGGUUGAGCGAAGAGAAAAAUCCGAGAAAGAUUGGCGUACCGUCGGCACCACUCCAGCAGAAGGAUUAGGAACACACUAUCUGACCGACGAUAAGGUCGUCGAAGGCACAGAAUAUUACUAUCGAGUAAGAGCUGUCAAUAAGGCAGGACCUGGAGAUCCAUGCGAUCACGGAAACGCGGUGAAGAUCAAAGCAAAACCAGUUGCACCCGAAUUCCCCGGUGGUGGUAUCAAGGAUCUCCGGCUCAAGGUUGGAGAAACAAUCAAAUACGAUGUGGCUAUCACCGGUGAACCAGUUCCUGAAGUUUCAUGGGUGGUCGAUGGAAAACCAUUGAAACCCGUAGGAAGGGUUAAAAUGAGCACUGAACGAGGAAAAACAAAGCUUAAGAUUGAAAAUGCUGAAAGAUCUGAUUCUGGACAAUUCACUAUUAUACUGAAGAAUGCUAGUGGAAUAGCAGACAGCACCGCUAAGGUUACUGUAGUUGGUCGGCCUACUCCACCAAAAGGACCACUCGAUAUCAGUGAUAUCCAUACUGAUGGAGCAACAUUGGCCUGGAAUCCACCGGAGGAUGAUGGUGGCGAUCCACUCACCGGCUACAUCAUUGAGGCACAGGAUAUGGAUAACAAGGGCAAGUAUAUCGAGGUGGCCCGUGUCGAUGGAAAGACAACGGAAGCUAAGGUAAAAGGUCUACGCAAUAAAGGAAACUACAAAUUCCGGGUGAAAGCAGUGAACAAUGAAGGUGAAUCGGAACCGCUGAAUGCUGAUCAGUACACCUUGAUCAAGGAUCCAUGGGAUGAACCAGGAAAACCUGGUCGACCUAUGGUUACUGACUACGAUGCGGAUAGAAUCGACCUCGAAUGGGAUCCUCCAUUGAAAGAUGGCGGUGCUCCUAUUGAAGGAUAUGUGGUCGAAGUUCGCGAUCCGGACACUAAGGAAUGGCGAGAAAUUGCGAAAGUAGACGACGCAAAAGCUUCUAUCGGUGGAUUAAAAGAAGGCAAAGAAUAUCAGUUCCGUGUCAAAGCUUUCAACAAAGCAGGACUCGGUGCACCUUCAGACGCAUCCGAAAAACAACUCGCCAAACCGAAAUUCAUUCCGGCAUGGUUGAAGCACGAUUGCUUGAAGAGUAUUACGGUAAAAGCUGGUCAAACCGUUCGAUGGGAAGUGAAAAUCGGUGGAGAACCAGUACCAGAAGUUUUCUGGACAAAAGAAGACAAACCUAUUGAACCUUCACUGAAUCUCAGCAUCGACACCAAACGUAACGAUCACACUAUUCUAUGCAUUCCAUCAGCUGUACGUGCUGAUAGAGGAGAAUACAGAUUAUCCGUGAAAAAUUCCUAUGGUCAAGAUACAGAGGCCGCUAAUUUGACGGUGCUUGACCGACCUUCUAAGCCUAACGGACCGUUGGAAGUCUCGGAUGUGUUCGAGGAUAAUUGUAAUCUUUCGUGGAAACCACCAGACGACGACGGCGGUGAACCAAUCGAUUAUUACGAGGUCGAGAAACUUGACGUGGACUCCGGUCGAUGGGUGCCUUGCGCAAAGGUACACGACACGAAAGCUCACGUCGAAGGUCUGAAAAAAGGACAAUCGUAUCAGUUCCGCGUCAAAGCUGUUAACAAAGAAGGACAGUCUGAUCCACUCGCUACAGAGAAGGAAACUAAAGCGAAGAAUCCAUACGACGAGCCCGGAAAGCCGCACACACCAGAAGUCACCGACUGGGACGCAGACCGCGUAUCACUCCAAUGGGAACCACCAGAUUCGGACGGCGGGGCUCCAAUCACACAGUACAUAAUCGAGAAAAAAGGAAAGCACGGAAGAGAAUGGCAGGAAUGCGGCAAGGUUUCUGGAGACGAGACAACAGCUACGAUCCUCGGCCUUAAGGAAGGUGAAGAAUAUCAGUUCCGAGUAACCGCAGUCAACAAAGCGGGCCCUGGAGAAGCUUCUGAUCCGAGCCGAAAGGUUGUGGCUAAGCCGAGAAAUCUGAAACCAUGGAUUGAUCGCGAAAAAAUGAAAACGAUAACCAUCAAAGUUGGCCAAGAUGUUACCUUUGAUGUGCCUGUUCGAGGUGAACCACCUCCAGAAAAGACAUGGACAUUCAAUGAUCAACCGAUAUCCGACAAAAAAAUCACCAUCGUCGAUGAGGACUACCGUACCGAAUUUGUGCUCCGAGGCGCCACUCGUGCUCACGCUGGAAAAUACGGUCUUACUGCAAAGAAUGCCAGCGGUACUGACAGUCAUCAAGUAGAGGUUAUCGUUCUCGGAAAACCCGGUGCACCUGAGGGUCCACUGGAAGUGAGCAACGUGUUCGAGGACAAAUGCGAUCUGGAAUGGAAGCCUCCAGAGGACGAUGGAGGUGUCCCAAUUGACCAUUAUGAUAUCGAAAAAAUGGACACAGCAACGGGCCGAUGGGUUCCCUGCGGGCGUGCCGAAGGCACAAAAGCCACAGUGAACAAUCUUCAGCCAGGUCACCAAUACAAAUUCCGAGUACGUGCUGUCAACAAAGAGGGCGAAUCAGAUCCAUUAGCCACAGACAAGGAGAUUUUGGCUAAAAAUCCAUACGAAGCUCCUGGAAAGAUUGAAAAGCCCCAAGUCACUGAUUGGGACAAAGAUCAUGCGGAUCUUGAAUGGAAACCUCCAGCUGACGAUGGAGGAGCACCAAUUGAGGAGUACAUCAUUGAACAGAAGGACAAGCAUGGACGAUGGGAAGAGGUGAUGACCGUACCCGCUGGUCAGACACAAGCUACCGUAGGCAAUCUGAAAGAGGGCGAAGAGUACCAAUUUCGAGUUGUUGCCAAAAACAAGGCAGGACCUGGAGAGCCAUCUGACCCCACCGACAAAAUCAUCGCUAAAACUAGAUUUUUGGCUCCUCAUAUCCACCGUGAGGAUCUCUCGGACACAACCGUACGAGUCGGUCAACAAAUCAAAUUCAACAUCCAUAUCGAUGGUGAGCCAGCGCCUGAUGUCACAUGGACGUUCAACGACAAGGGCAUUGGAGAAAGCAAAGCACAAAUCGAGAAUGAAGACUACAUUUCCCGUUUCAAUAUCAACAAAGCUGUUCGUAAACAAAGUGGCAAAUACACCAUCACAGCCACAAACGACAGUGGAACGGAUUCCGUUACUAUCACGAUUAAAGUGAAGAGCAAACCAUCAAAGCCAAAGGGUCCCCUGGACGUCAAGGACGUAUUCGAGGAUCGAGCCACCCUAAGCUGGAAGCCGCCGGAGGAUGACGGUGGAGAACCGAUCGAUCAUUAUGAGAUUGAGAAGAUGAGCACCAAGGAUGGGAUUUGGGUCCCAUGUGGACGCACUGCUGACACUGAGUUCAUGGUGGAUACCUUGAACAAAGGAGAUCAUUAUAAGUUCCGAGUUAAAGCGGUGAAUAGUGAAGGAGCUUCGGAUCCACUUGAAAGUGACACCGAUGUGCUUGCAAAGAAUCCAUUUGAUCGACCAGACAAGCCAGGAAAACCUGAACCAACUGAUUGGGAUAGCGAUCAUGUCGACCUGAAAUGGGACCCACCGCUUAACGAUGGUGGUGCUCCGAUUGAAGAGUAUCAAAUUGAGAAACGCACCAAAUAUGGAAGAUGGGAACCCGCAAUUACUGUUCCCGCCGAUCAAACAACAGCAACCGUGCCGGAUUUGACGGCUGGUGAGGAGUACGAGUUCCGUGUUAUCGCCGUCAACAAAGGAGGACCUUCUGAUCCUAGCGAUGCCAGCAAACCUGUUAUUGCGAAGCCGCGCAACUUGGCACCAAAGAUUGACCGAAGUGCAUUGAAAGAUCUGAAGGUGAAGGCAGGUCAAGCAAUCGGCUGGGACGUGCCAGUAGAGGGUGAACCAGUCCCUACAGUCACUUGGUCAUGGCCAGAUAAUCGUGAAAUCAGAAAUGGAGGACGUGUGAAAUUAGAUAAUCCUGAGUAUCGUUCCAAAUUGCACAUCCGUCAAAUGGAACGCGGCGACAGUGGCACGUACGUGAUUCGAGCUGUGAAUCCAAAUGGUGAAGACGAGGCAACCGUCCAGGUCACUGUCAUAGACAAACCCUCUCCACCAAACGGCCCACUUGAAGUGAACGAUGUCCAUGCUGAUCACUGUACCCUCGACUGGAAACCGCCAGACGAUGACGGUGGUAUCCCAAUCGAGAAUUACGUCAUUGAGAAGUUUGACACUGCAACUGGAAGAUGGGUUCCAGCAACUAAGGUGUCCGGAGAUCAAACAUCUGCCGUUGUGGAUGGCCUGAUCCCAGGACACGAAUACAAGUUCCGAGUGGCUGCAGUAAAUGCCGAAGGAGAAUCUGAUCCGCUUGAGACGUUCAGUUCCACACUGGCAAAGGAUCCAUUCGAUAAGCCAGGAAAGACUAGCGCUCCAGAGGUCACAGAUUGGGACAAAGACCACGCCGACCUCGCAUGGAAUCCUCCUGCAAACGAUGGUGGUGCUCCAAUUGAGGGCUAUGUGGUCGAAAUGAAAGAGAAGUAUUCACCAUUCUGGAGUGAGGUAGCUCAGGUCCCAGCGGAUCAGACAACCGCAACUAUAGGAGAUCUUAAAGAAGGAAAUGAAUAUGAAUUCCGAAUUCGUGCCAAAAACAAGGCAGGCACCGGUGAUCCGUCAGAUCCUUCACAGACAGUGACAGCUAAAGCCAGAAACGUUCCUCCUGUAAUCGAUCGUAGUGCGUUGAAUGAGAUAAAGGUCCGAGCUGGACAAGAAGUCCAUCUCGUAGUGCCGGUAUCCGGUGAACCACCUCCAGAAAUCUCAUGGGCAUUCGAGGACAGUCCUGUAGAAUCAGAUGAUCGCAUUAAGAUCAACAACAACGAAGACUACAAGACCAAAUUCCUGAUAAAGCGAGCUCUUCGUUCCGAUACCGGAACCUACGUGAUUACGGCAAAGAACGAAAACGGAACAGACACUGCUGAGGUGAAGAUAACGGUACUGGAUCAUCCUGGAACACCUCGUGGACCACUUGACGUUAGUAAUGUGACUAAAGAAGGAUGUGAUUUGGCAUGGAAAGAACCGGACGAUGAUGGAGGAGCCGAAAUCGACCACUACGUCAUAGAAAAGCAGGAUGCGAACACAGGUCGAUGGACAAGUUGUGGAGAAAGCAAAGACACAAAUUUCCAUGUCGAUGACCUCGCUCAGGGUCACGAGUACAAGUUCCGAGUCAAAGCCGUGAACCGCUAUGGUGAAUCGGAUCCCCUCGAAGCGAAUCAAUCUAUCAUUGCGAAAGAUCCAUUCGAUCUCGCUGACAAACCCGGUACUCCCGAGAUUGUCGAUUGGGACAAGGAUCACGCUGAUCUCAAGUGGACACCACCUUUGGAUGACGGAGGAGCUCCAAUCGAUGAGUAUCUUGUCGAAAUGAAGGCUGGAAACGGCGAUUGGGUCCCGGCGACAAAAGUACCGGCCGAUCAACAAACAGCUACGGUCGAAAAUUUGAAGCCAGGACAAACGUAUCAGUUCCGCGUUAAAGCAUUAAACAAAGCCGGAGAAUCACGACCAUCUGAUCCUAGUAAAGCAAUGAUCGCUAAGCCAAGAAAUUUGCCUCCAAAAAUUAAUAGAGAUAUGUUUAACGAUAUAAGAAUCAAAGCAGGACAAUCAAUUAAUUUCGAUGUGAAUGUGGAAGGUGAACCUACACCUAAGAUUGAAUGGUUCCUAAACGGACAACCGAUUCAAUCCUUGGGGAAGACAAAAAUCGAUAAUUCGAAUGACAAUAACACUAAGCUGGACACAAAAGAUGCUGCUCGAGCGGACAGCGGCAAGUACAAGAUCGUGGCCACAAACGAGAACGGACGUGACGAAGCUGAAGUGACCGUCAACGUUCUAGAUAUUCCUGGCGCACCCGAAGGACCAUUAUCCGUCAAGGAUAUCACUAAAGACGGUUGUUCAUUACGGUGGAAUCCUCCGGAAGAUGAUGGCGGCUCACCGAUCACUAACUAUAUCGUAGAGAAACAAGAGGAUGGUGGCCGAUGGGUGCCUUGUGGUGAAACUGCGGACACCAAUCUGAAAGUCGGAAAAUUGAAUGAAGGUCACGAGUACAAGUUCCGAGUCAAGGCAGUGAAUCGACAAGGAGUAUCAGCACCACUUCAAACUGAUCACGCAAUUGUGGCUAAGAAUCCCUUCGACGAACCUGGCGCACCAACCGAUGUCACUCCCGUCGAUUGGGACAAGGAUCAUGUGGAUCUCGAAUGGAAGGCACCUGAAAAUACUGGGGGUGCCCCAAUAGAGCAGUACAUCGUCGAGAAGAAAGACAAAUACGGAGAUUGGGUGAAAUGUGCUGUGGUGGAUGGGAAAACAACAAAAGCGACAGCUAGCAAUCUUGUGGCUGGAGAAACUUAUCAAUUCCGUGUGAAAGCUGUCAAUAAGGCAGGUCCUGGAAAACCAUCCGAGCCCACUGGAAAUAUUGUGGCAAAGCCAAGAAAAAUGGCCCCGAAGAUAAGCCUCGCUGGCCUGUUGGAUCUGCGCAUCAAGGCUGGCACUCCAUUGAAGCUGGAGGUGGUAUUCGAAGGCGAACCAGCUCCAACCGCGCGAUGGAUGGCCAACGACACCGCUCUGGACAGCAGUCCACGAGCCGAUAUCACAACCACUGCAACAACAUCGGAAUUGCACAUUUUCUCGAGUGUUCGUGGCGAUACCGGAUUGUAUACGGUCACCGUAGAGAAUGAACAUGGCAAAGACAAAGCUCAAUGUACUGUCACCGUACUUGAUGUACCCGGUGCUCCAGAAGGACCACUAAAAGCUAAUGAAAUCCACAAAGAAGGUUGUACUCUGACAUGGAAACCGCCAAGUGACAACGGAGGGUCUGAAAUCUUGCACUACCGCGUCGAGAAGAUGGACACAUCACGAGGAACAUGGCAGGAAGUAGGCCAGUUCCCGGAAUGCACUGCCAAAGUGGGAAAGUUGAUCAAUGGCAAGGAAUACCAGUUCCGAGUGAUGGCCGUCAACUUGCAAGGAGAAUCGAAACCAUUGGAAAUGACCGACGCCAUCAUCGCCAAAGACGAAUUUGAAGUACCCGAUGCAGUCGAUAAACCAGAAGUGGUGGAUUGGGACAAGGAUCGAAUCGACAUUCAAUGGAAACCACCAACGAACGAUGGUGGUAGUCCAGUGAAGACUUAUGUUGUAGAGAAGAAGGAGAAGGGUAGCGCUCUGUGGACUGAAGCUGGAAAAACAUCCGGCACAAACUUCUCAGCCAAUAACCUCAAACCAGGCGUUGAGUAUGAAUUCCGUGUCAUAGCAGUCAAUGAAGCUGGUCCUUCAGAACCAUCCGAGCCUACUGAUGCUCAGAUCACAAAACCCAGAUACUUGAAACCAAAAAUCCUUACUCAAAACCGUAAGAUCAAGAUCAAGGCAGGCUAUACUCAUACAAUGGAGGUUGAAUUCGACGGAGCGCCAGAUCCGACAGCAACGUGGGCGUUCAAGGAAGGUCAAGCGCUUCCAUCAGAACUUCUGGUCGAAUCCAAACCAGGCGUCACUAGCAUCUUCUUCCCAAGUGCGAAAAGAUCCGACAGCGGAUUGUACACGCUUAAAGUUAAGAAUGAAGUUGGAGAAGAUGAGGGUGUCUUUGAGGUAACAGUGCAAGAUCAUCCUUCUGCACCUGAGGGACCGCUGGAAGUGUCCGAUGUGACAAAGGAUAGUUGUGUGCUCAGCUGGAAUCCACCCGCUGAUGAUGGAGGCUCAGAGAUCACAAAUUAUGUCGUCGAAAAACGAGACACGAAGACGAACACUUGGAUGCCAGUCUCGACAUUCGUCACAGGAACGAAACUAACCGUGCCAAAACUUGUGGAAGGACAUGAAUACGAAUUCAGAGUCUCGGCCGAAAAUGCAUUCGGUCGAUCGGAUUCGUUGAACACCACAGAGCCUGUUCUUGCUAAGGAUCCUUUCGGAGCGCCAGGAAAACCUGGUCAGCCACAAAUCGUGGACACAGACGACGACCAUAUAGACAUUAAAUGGGACCCACCUCGUGACAACGGAGGAUCACCUAUUGAGCACUACGAUGUAGAGAGAAAGGAUUUAAAGACAGGAAGAUGGAUCAAGGUGAAUACAACUCCAGUUCACGGAACUGCGUUCUCAGAUGUCCGAGUGCAAAAAGGUCAUACUUACGAAUACAGGGUAGUAGCGGUGAACAAGAGCGGUCCAGGUGCUCCAUCAGAUCCGUCAGCUGCAGCUACAGCUAAGCCUAUGUUUGAGGCGCCUGUAUUUGACUUGGAUAUUGAUGGCAAGGAAUUCCGCGUGAAAGCUGGUGAUCCACUUGAUAUUGUCAUACCUAUGCACGGUUCUCCUACACCGGAAGUGAAAUGGACCAGAGGUGGAGUCGAAAUGCCAGGAGUAGAAACUACUGACUCGCAAACACGUCUCCUGAUUGAAAAAGCGCGUCGUAGUGAUGCCGGUCCAGUCAAGAUCAAGGCCACCAAUUCAUAUGGGGAAGCGGAAGCGAAUAUCAAGAUAACAGUUAUCGAUAAACCAGGAUCACCUGAAGGCUUAGCCAGCGAUGGAGUCACCCGACAUACAUGCACGCUCAAAUGGACACCUCCUAAGGACGAUGGAGGCUCCGAAAUCACUGGAUACAAAAUUGAAUACCAAGAAGUCGGAUCACAGAUUUGGGAGAAGGUUCCUGGAUCUGUUGCCGGUACAGCCUACACUGUUAAGGGACUUGAACAUGGCCAACAAUAUCGUUUCCGAAUUCGAGCAGAAAACCUGGUUGGCGCCUCUGAUUAUGUGACUACAGCACCUGUGCUCAUCAAAGACCCGUUCAAUCCACCCGGUGCUCCAUCAACUCCAGAAGUCACUGGUUACGACUCAAACUUGGUGUCAUUGGCCUGGAAUCCACCUAAAGAUGACGGUGGUUCGCCGAUCCUUGGAUAUGUGGUGGAAAGAUUUGAAAAGAAAGGAGGUGGUGACUGGGCGCCUAUUAAAAUGCCAUUGAUAAGAGGAACUGAGGUCACCAUUCCCAAUCUUCAUGAAGGAGAGACAUAUCAGUUCCGUGUACGAGCAGUGAAUGCUGCAGGUGAAGGUGAGGCCAGUAAUGGAACGGAUCCAGUCACAUGCAAGCCAUUCGUCGUGCCGCCUGGCGCACCUGAUCAGCCAAGAAUCGGAAACAUUACGAAGAACUCUGCUGAAGUGAUGUGGAGCAAACCGAUGAAAGACGGAGGAGCUCCUAUUGACGGAUACUUCGUGGAAAAGAAGAAGAUAGGUGAUACCGAUUGGACGAGAGUUAACUCAAAACCAACAAAGGCGACCUCUCUUGUUGUGGAUGGUCUAGGAGAAAAAGAAGAGUACGAAUUCCGUGUUGUUGCUGUGAAUUCUGCUGGAGAAGGAGAACCUUCUAAACCAUCAGAUCUUGUAGUAAUCCAAGAACAACCAGGACGACCAAUAUUCGACUUAUCAAACCUCAAAGAUAUUACUGUCCGUGCUGGAGAGACGAUACAGAUCAAAAUCCCAUACAGUGGCGGAAAUCCGAAACCUAUUGUGGAUCUUUUCAAUGGUGGAGUCCCGUUAUUUGAAAAUGACCGUACAGUCAUAGAUGUACUACCCGAUGCAAUUGUCAUCACCACCACAGACUCAAAAAGAACUGAUGCUGGUCCUUACAAGAUUGUUCUCUCAAAUCGAUUCGGCAAAGAUACAGCUAAACUGAACGUGAACGUACUGGACGUGCCUGGUAAACCUACAGGACCUAUCCGAGCAACGGAGAUCCAGGGAGAUGCCAUGACGCUACAUUGGCAGCCACCGAAGGAUAACGGUGGUGACGACGUGACCAAUUAUGUCGUUGAGAAAAGAACUCCAGGUGGAGAAUGGGAAACAGUCGGGCAUCCGGUUGGAACCUCUCUUCGGGUUAGGAAUCUUGAUCGAAAUCAAGCAUAUGAAUUCCGUGUUUCCGCCGAAAAUCAGUAUGGUGUUGGACAACCGCUUGAAACAGACGAUGUUAUUGUCGCUAAAGAUCCGUUCAAUACACCUGGAGCUCCUGGACAGCCUGAAGCUCUUGAGACUUCCGAAGAAGCAAUUGUUCUUCAAUGGACGCGGCCGUUAACCGAUGGUGGCGCUCCAAUCCAAGGAUAUGUGAUUGAGAAACGUGAAGUGGGCACCAAAGAAUGGACAAAGGCGGCAUUCGGUACAGUUCCGGACACGAAGCACAGGGUAACGGGAUUGACACCGAAAAAAGAGUAUGAAUUCCGGGUCUGUGCAACGAAUGCAGCAGGAAACGGUGAUUGGAGUGAGGAGAGCUUCCCGAUUGCGGCUGAAAGGUCGCCGACGAGACCGAUUAUCAACUUAGGAAUGCUCACUCAUGAUAUUAUCGCUUACGCUGGAGAAACUGCCAAGAUCCUCGUCCCGUAUAGCGCAUCUCCAAUGCCAAAGAUAAAAUGGUCGAAAGGAGAAAUGACGCUGGAUGAGCGUGAUAAGAGGAACAAAGUGGAAAGUAACGAUUACCUCACAACAAUGACAAUUGACUCUUGUGAGCUUAGCGACAGCGGAUUGUACACAAUUUCGCUUGAAAAUUCCAUGGGUAAGGACAGUGCUACAGUAAGACUCAAAGUAGUGGAUCGUCCAGGUGUACCCGUUGGACCGUUGGAGAUCACCGACAUCGCCCCCGACUGUUGUACUGUUUCAUGGCAACCACCAAAAUCAGAUGGUGGAUCGCCGAUCACCAAUUACAUUCUGGAGAAAUUAUGCAUGAGAGGUGCUGAUCCUCAAUGGGAAAAAGUUUCAUCCUUUAUAAGGAACACAACAUACACGGUACCAAGACUUCAAGAAGGAGAAAUGUACAAAUUCCGUGUUCGAGCGGAGAACCAGUACGGAAUUUCCGAACCACUUGAAAGCCUCGAACCGAUCAUAGCUAAGUAUCAGUUCACUGUGCCUCAUCAACCGGAUGCACCGGUGGUACGUGAUAUGGACGCUACGUGGGCCGAAGUUGAAUGGGACGCUCCGGCAAAUGGUGGAUCGAAGAUAAUCGGUUACCAAGUACAAUACCGCGAAGCAUCAUCCGCAAAGUGGAUCAACGCCAGCAAUGAUAUCACAAGCAACCUCAACUUACGCAUCAACAAUCUUCGCGACGGUGGAGAGUACGAAUUCAGAGUAUUGGCAAAGAAUGCGGCUGGCUUCUCCAAACCAUCACCUCCUUCAGAACGGGUGAAACUGAAGCCGAAAUUCGGGCCUCCUGGACCACCAAGUCAGGCCAAUGCCGUCUCUAUUGGUCGCAAUCAUGUCACACUCACCUGGGUUCCACCUCUCGACGAUGGCGGAUCUCCGAUCACCGGUUACAUUGUAGAACAAAGAGAAUACGGUAGCACGUUGUGGCUAAAGGUCAGCGACUACAAUAUCCGUGAUCCUGAAUUCACUGUUCCUGGCCUCAAAGAGUUCCACGACUACGAAUUCCGUAUCAUUGCUAUCAACUCAGCUGGAAAGGGAAUACCAUCGCUGCCCACGUCUCCAAUUAAGAUCCAGGAUUUGAACGGGUCAAGACCGAUUAUCGUUGUGAAACCAGAAGACACAGCUCAACCCUACAAUAGGCGAGCAGUGUUUGUGUGUGAAGCGGUCGGUCGUCCUGAACCUGUCUGUCGAUGGAUUAGGAACGGUAGGGAACUACCGGAAAGCAGCCGCUAUCGUUUCGAGGCGCAUGAUGGAACAUUUAAAUUCACUAUCAAGGAAGUAUGGGAUAUCGACGCCGGGGACUACACCUGUGAAGUGUCGAACGUGUACGGUAGUGACACAGCUACCGCCAAACUCAUUGUGCAAGCUCCACCUGUUAUUGAGAAGGACGUGCCGAAUACUAUCCUACCAAUGGGAGAUAUGGUUCGUCUGAAGAUCUACUUUUCCGGAACGCCUCCUUUCCAACACAGCCUUACUCUUAAUAAAGAAGAAGUUGAUGCCGACCAUCCAACUAUCCGUGUUGUUGACUUCGAUGAUCACAUUCUCAUCACCAUUCCAUCACUGACAACCCGUGAAGCAGGACGUUAUGAAUAUUUGAUUAGCAACGACAGCGGAGAGGCUUCGACAGGGUUCUGGCUGAAUGUGACAGGACUUCCGUCAGCACCACAAGGUCCGCUUCAUUUCAGCGAAGUAGGCCUUCAUCAAGUAGGUUUGUCAUGGCGACCACCAAUCAACGACGGCGGUUCGAAGAUCACGAACUACGUCAUCGAAAAGAGGGACGUUACCAAGGAAGACUGGACCGUUGUUGCGUCUAGUGUACGCGAUCUAUCAUUUAUUGUACAAGGACUAUUUGAAAAUCACGAAUAUGAGUUCCGUGUGAGCGCAGUCAACGAGAACGGUCAGGGAGCUCCACUAGUAGGGGAGAAUCCUGUGGUCACUAGACUUCCCUUCGAUCCACCAGGACCACCGCUCGAUCUUGAAGUCACCGAGAUCGGAGGCGACUUCGUUUCGCUCACGUGGCAUCGGCCAGCUUCCGACGGUGGAGGUCGCUUACGCGGUUAUAUCAUUGAGAAGUGUGAAGAUGGCGUUGAUACCUGGGUACGAUGCAAUCAGAAUCCCUCGCCUCCGAAUAUCUUCAACAUUGCUAAUCUUAUCGAUGGAAGAAAGUACAAAUUCCGCGUCGUUGCUGUUAACGACGCUGGCAUGUCCGAGCCUAUAGAGAUGGAGCCGAUGGUAUUCAAUUCGGCAUUAGGCGGAACUCCUCCAGAGAUAAUUUCUGACCUCAGCGACCAGUCCUGUGAGAUAGGCCGCGGUGCAACAUUUGAGUGUGAGAUCAGCGGUUCUCCACGGCCGGAUUACACCUGGUACAGAGGAACCAAGGAGCUUGUGGACACCUCAAGGUUUACUAUUCUAAGCAAAGGAGACACGCAAGUCCUUAUGGUCAACCAUAUCACCUCAGAAGAUGCUGGUGAAUAUACUUGUCGAGCAACAAAUAAAUUCGGAUCAAAAAGCACGAGAGCCCAGCUGGUUCUUAAGCAGAAACCACGCGUUUUUGUACCUCCUCGCUAUCACGGUGGGUACGAGGCUCAAAAGAACGAGACCAUUGAGUUGAAGAUGCCGUAUAAGGCAUUCCCACGUGCUGAAUCGAGGUGGACCAGGGACGGUGAGAAGAUCGAAAGUGGAGGUCGGUACACCAUCACGACUGAUGACAAAUUCGCCACGCUAACUAUUUCCGGAGCAACGAGGGAAGACUACGGCAACUACCGCGUUAUCGUGGAAAAUUCUGUUGGUCAAGAUUCUGCAACAGUUUCCGUCGUAGUGGCUGAUUGCCCUGAACCGCCUCGCUUCCCUAUCGUCGAGAACGUUCUAGACGAGGCUGUUAUCCUCUCGUGGAAACCUCCAAACUUGGACGGUGGAUCGCUAGUCACGCAAUACAUUGUUGAAAAGAGGGAUGUAAAUGGUGGAAUAUGGGAACCAUGUGCAAAGACCAGAUAUGCCUACCUCACAGUGGAAGGUUGUCGUCCAAAGUGCACUUACGAGUUCCGAAUCAGCGCCGAAAACAAGUAUGGUGUAUCGCAGCCUUGUGAGCCAACGGCUCCCGUGCUCAUUCCUGGCAACGAGCGCAUUCGUAGGAGAGGCUAUGACGUGGACGAUACGGGUAAGAUAAUCCGCGGUAAAGGUCCAACGUUAGGAAAUUAUGACGCUUAUGUGAUUGACGUAUGGAAGCAAUACUAUCCGCAACCAGUUGAGAUCAAACACGAUUCUGUUCUUGAUCACUACGAUAUUCACGAGGAGAUUGGAACUGGUGCAUUUGGUGUGGUACAUCGAUGCACUGAACGUGCAACCGGAAACACUUUUGCCGCGAAGUUCGUGAACACUCCACACGAAGCAGAUAAGGCCACCGUUAGGAAAGAAAUUAACACUAUGUCCGCUCUACGACAUCCAACCCUAAUCAAUCUCCAUGAUGCAUUCGAAGAUGACAAAGAAAUGGUUAUGAUCUAUGAAUUCAUGUCCGGAGGUGAAUUGUUCGAGAAAGUGGCUGACGAUUCAAACCGAAUGACCGAAGCUGAGGCGAUUGACUAUACUCGUCAAGUUUGCAAAGCUCUUUGCCAUAUGCACGAGAACAACUACGUGCAUCUCGACCUAAAACCAGAAAACAUCAUGUUCACAACGAAAAAGAGCAACCAACUUAAGCUGAUCGACUUUGGCCUUGCCUCCUAUCUUGAUCCUAAAGAAAGUGUCAAGGUAACCACGGGAACAGCAGAAUUUGCCGCACCAGAAGUGGCAAAUGGUGAUCCUGUCGGAUACUACACUGAUAUGUGGAGUGUAGGAGUUCUAGCAUACAUAUUGUUAUCAGGCCUCUCGCCUUUCGGUGGCGAAACUGAUGAGGACACACUCAAAAAUGUGAAGAAAUGUGAUUGGAAUAUGGACGAUUCGCUAUUCAAUCAAGUCUCAGAUAAUGGAAAGGACUUCAUUCGUAAACUACUUAUCUUAGAACCAGAGAAACGUAUGACAGUUCAUGAAGCACUUGCGCAUCCUUGGCUAUCUGGAAGCGAUACGGGUAGUGAUAACGUUAUUCCGAGCAGUCGAUAUACCAAUAUUCGUGACCGAAUCAAGCUCAAAUAUGAUGCUUGGCCAGAACCGAUGCCACCGCUAGGUCGUAUUUCGAACUUCAGCUCACUUAGAAAACAUCGUCCUGCAGAGUAUCACAUGCACGACGCCUUCUUCGAUCGCUCUGAAGCUCAACCGCGAUUCAUUAUCAAGCCAUACAGUACAACAGUAACAGAAGGGCAAAGUGCAAACUUCUAUUGUCGAGUGAUCGCUUCGUCACCUCCCGUCGUCACUUGGCAUCAUGAUAUGACAGAACUGAAGCAGAGCGUCAAAUACAUGAAGAAAUAUAACGAUAACGACUAUGCACUCACGAUAAAUCGGGUGAAGAUGGAUGAUAAAGGAGAGUACAUUGUAAGAGCAAAGAACUCAUACGGAUCGAAAGAGGAGAUCGUCUUCCUUACCGUACUCAAGAAGGGCGAGACAUUCGUUUCAGAGCCCUUGGAACCUAUGCGGAAAGCACCCACACCACCGAAGAUCGAAGAGUUUAAGGAGAAGGAAAUCCCUCCAAGUUUCACUUUCCAUCUUCGCCCGCGACUUAUUCAAAAGAAUCAUCAAUGCAAAUUGAUAUGUUCUUUGCAAGGUUAUCCAAUUCCCAAAGUCGAAUGGUUCAAGGAUGGGUCACCAGUAGACCAAGACCGUGUACAAACUACAUUCCGAAGUGGUGUGUGCACAUUGGAGAUCUUCAACACACGAUUAGACGACGCAGGCGUCUACAGUUGCACAGCAACAAGUCCUUUAGGAGAAGCUACCACUGAAUGUGUGGUUACAGUCCAAACGAAAGGUGGAGAACCUAUUCCACGCGUCUCCUCUUAUCGCUCCUCUUAUAGUAGAAGAUCAGCAUAUGAUUCGUUAAAUGUCAGCAGUGUGGAAAGGUCACGAUCUUACGCUGAUAUUCGAUCGGAUUCGUCUUAUGCUCGCUCACCAGCACUUUCUCCUGAUACGCGGUCAGCCGCUGAUGAUCUUAAGCUGAAAAUUUCCACGGAACCACCGAAUUUCACAUCCAAGCUACGCGACGUAACUGUCAAUCAGGGAGAGUCGGUUGAAAUGUCUUGCGAGGUUGAAGCAACUCCAUCACCACUUAUUGAAUGGCUUCACAACGGUGAAAAAGUUACCGACGCACGACUAAUGACGUCAUAUUCUGGUGGAAAAGCGACGCUAAGGAUUUCUGAGGCAGAGCCCAGCGAUGCAGGAGAAUAUAUGUGCAAAGCGAGCAAUUCGGCAGGACACGAGUCUUGCAGAGCAAAUCUUUCAGUACAUCCUAACAUCAAUGGAAGCGUGGACGACACGAAUGUGAAUGAAAUGGAUGGUGCCGUGAACGACAUAGAUAGUGCCGUGAACGAUGUUAAUGGUGUGGACAGCAGUGAGAAGGGCGAGAAUGGAACAAGGGAAGAAGGAUUACGAGUUGUCCGACAUCUUGCUGGACAGAUCGUCGAUGCAGGAUCAUCUGCCACUUUUGAAGCAUGUAUCGCUGGCGAACCUGAUCAGAUUGUAUGGACUAAGAAUGGGGCAGAGAUCAAAAGUGAUGAUCGACUAGAAAUAGCUAGGGAUGGCGAACGAUACCGACUAUCGAUUAGUGAUGUCACAUCAGCCGACGCUGGUCCGUAUCAAAUAGAAGUCCAACAAAAAGGGGUCAAAUUGGUCUCUGUAGCUUCGCUCAUCGUAUCAGGAGGUGCAAAUGAACCACCUGUGACCAAGUUACCUGGAUCCGUUAGCGUUUCCUCCGGGUCAGCAACGAAACUAGUGCUUGAAAUGUCGAACCCCGAAGGCUAUACUGUACAGUGGUUCAAAGGAACUGAAAAGGUAGAAAAAUCAGAGCGGAUGAAAUCCGUGAAAUCGGGAGGCUCAUUUAAACUAGAUUUCAAGACAGUGGAACCCACAGACGAAGGCCUUUACGUAGUAAAAGUAAUCAAGGACAAGAAAGCGGUUGCUAAGUACGUCGCUGCAGUACUUGUAGAACCAUAG
Messenger RNA from Necator americanus (New World hookworm), 21669 nucleotides. RefSeq lists its product as uncharacterized. The coding region runs from base 1 to 21669 and encodes 7222 amino acids. The transcript is spliced from 93 exons. The record is from RefSeq and is a predicted model, not a curated record. NCBI's taxonomy places the organism in Eukaryota, Metazoa, Nematoda, Chromadorea, Rhabditida, Ancylostomatidae. Gene Ontology annotation, molecular function: ATP binding; protein kinase activity; protein binding. Gene Ontology annotation, biological process: protein phosphorylation.